This is a messenger RNA of Notolabrus celidotus (New Zealand spotty), 1641 nucleotides long. RefSeq lists its product as uncharacterized. Gene Ontology annotation, cellular component: cytoplasm. The record is from RefSeq and is a predicted model, not a curated record. The transcript is spliced from 12 exons. Gene Ontology annotation, molecular function: protein binding. Lineage: Eukaryota; Metazoa; Chordata; Actinopteri; Labriformes; Labridae. The coding region runs from base 133 to 1641 and encodes 502 amino acids. Gene Ontology annotation, biological process: regulation of apoptotic process.
UUAAGUUUUAGAUAUACGCAUUACCAUCCUUGGUCGCUGCUUGAUGGAAGAGACCAUCAGCUGUGUGUGUUUUUGAUAAUCCUGACCUGCGGCAAAAACUCUGUGGAGAAAACCAGAGAGAUUUUACAAGAAAUGAAGAGGACUGAUCUGGUGCAGAGGUUGUCAGACACCAGCUCAAGAUUCAAAAAGGAACACUCAGAUGAACAACACUCUGCACUGAUCCAGAAAGUAGCAACAAUGGCCGCUGUUAGGGAUCUGCUUUUAGAAACCCUGAAUUGUUUGAGUGAGAAGGAGCUACAUAAAUUCAUGGCGUUCCUGCAGCAGAUUGUCUCACAGAAAGACCUAACAGUCGUCUCAUAUAAGUGGAGUCAAACAACAGACAGAACUUACACAGUGGAUCUGAUGAUGGAGACAUUCAGGCAACAAUCUGUGGAGCUGACCAGAGAGGUUUUAGAGAAGAUGAACAGGACUGAUCUGAUGCAGAUUCUGUCAGAGACCAGCUUAACACUCAAAGAGAAACACUCUGUGGAUAAACAUCAACCCACACCUGCAGCAGAAGCAGUGAAGGAAAAUGUUGAACAGACUCUUUUCCACACACUCAAGGGUUUGAGUUUAAAGGAGCUUGAGAAAUUCAGGAUCUUGCUACAGUUUACAUACUUCCAGAAGAGCCUUCCACAGAUCCAGUGGAUCAAAACAGAGCAGGUUGAUCAGAUGUAUGUUCUGGUGGAUCUGAUGGUGAAGAACCAGCAGCCUGUUGAAGUGACCAAAGAGGUUUUACUGGACAUGAACAGAAGUGAUCUGGUUGAGAGGCUGUCAGGGACCAGCUCAGGACUCACAGAGAAAAGUCAGCCUGGCUGGCUGCAGAGAGUUGAAACAUUGACAUCUGCUAUGGAGCUGCUCAUGGAAACACUGGCUGAUUUGAGUAAAGAGGAACUUCGGGAACUCACGACAAUCCUGAAACAUACAUUCAGAUUUAGAUUAACCUCUGAUGAUCCUUGGAGGCUGCUUGAUGAAAGAGACCAUCAGCUGUGUGUGUUUUCAAUAAUCAUGACCUCAGGCCAAUACUCAGUGGAGACAACCAGAGAGAUUUUAGAAGAAAUGAAGAGGACUGAUCUGGUGCAGAGGUUAUCAGACACCAGCUCAAGAUCUAAAAAGGAACACUCAGAUGAACAACACUCUGCACUGAUCCAGAAAGUAGCAACAAUGGCAGCUGUUAGGCAUCUGCUUUUAGAAACCCUGCAUUGUUUGAGUGAGAAGGAGCUACAUGAAUUCAAGAGGUUCCUACAGCAGAUUGUCCCCCAGAAAGACCUCAGAGCCAUCUCAUAUGAGUGGAGUUACAAAACAGACAGAGCAGGCAAAGUGGAUCUGAUGAUGAAGACAUACGGGCAACAAUCUGUGGAGCUGACCAGAGAGGUUUUAGAGAAGAUGAACAGGACUGAUCUGAUGCAGAUUCUGUCAGAGACCAGCUUAACACUCAAAGAGAAACACUCUGUGGAUAAACAUCAACCCACACCUGCAGCAGAAGAAGUGAAGGAAAAUGUUGAACGGACUCUUUUCCACACACUGUGGAGUUUGAGUUUAAAGGAGCUUGAUAAAUUCCGGAUCUUGCUACAGUUUACAUACUUCCAGAAGACGGGUUGA